AUGCGUAAGCCAGGAAGUAAUGUACUGCCCUUGGCAGAGAAGGGUCCUGUCAAGCGAACUGCAGUUUGUGAUGGAAAAUUUAUGUUGACUGAUUCCUCUGGGUUUUUUCACUCUAUGAAUUAUCCAAAACCAUACAAUGCAAAUAUUGUUUGCCAAUGGAUUAUAUUAGUGCCUCAAGGGUUAUCCAUUAAACUGAACUUCACUUCUUUUGAUACACAACAAUAUACGGACAUUUUAAAUAUUUUUGAAGGUAUAGGACAAAACAAGAUUUUAAGAGCUUCUCUGUCAGGGACUAAUCCUGAGACAAUUUACAUUUUUUCUCAUGAGGCUACAGCACAGUUUAUAUCGGAUUAUUCUGAAAAUUACAAUGGCUUUAAUGCAACAUACACUACAUUUAAUGCAAAUGGACUAAGCAAUUAUGAGAAAGUCAAUUGCACUUUUGAAGACGGCUUUUGUUACUGGUUACAAGAUUUAGAUGAUGAUUCAGACUGGGAGAGAGUUCAGGGCCCUACCUUUCCCUUUAUGACUGGUCCUGAUUUUGAUCAUACAUUUGGCAACAUGUCAGGAUUUUAUAUUUCAACACCCAUAGGACCUGGAUUUGGAGAAGAGAGAGUCCGGAUUCUGAGUUUGCCUUUGGUCUCUUCGGAUUCAUCUUGUCUAAGCUUUUGGUAUUUCAUGUACGGUACUAAUGUUUACCGUUUAAGAGUUAGCAUAAGUAAUGAGCAUGGUUUGGAAAAGAUCAUUUUCCAGAAAGAAGGAAACUAUGGGAACAACUGGAAUUACGGACAAGUAACUUUAAAUGAAACGUCUGAUUUUAAGGUUAUUUUUGAUGCCUUUAAAAAGCGUGGUCCCAGUGAUAUUGCCUUGGAUGACAUUGGUUUGACAAAGGGAAAGUGUAAUCAAAGUAUUUAUGUAGACCCAACUGUGAUUCCAGCUGUUACUACUGUCCCUUCAGUUCCUACUGACUGUGGAGGACCAGUUGAACUCUGGGAGCCAAACAGUACAUUCAGCUCUGAAAACUUUCCAAACAAUUACCCUAAUCAAGCUUUUUGUGUGUGGCACUUAAAUGCUGAAAAGGGAAAAAACAUUCAACUUCAUUUUCAGGUUUUUGAUCUGGAAAAUAUUCAUGAUGUAGUUGAAGUCAGAGAUGGCAGAGGACCAAAUUCCUUACUUUUGGCUGUCUAUACAGGACAAGACCUACUGCCAGAUGUCUUCUCUACAACAAACCAGAUGACAGUAAUCCUCCUUACGGACAAGUCUGCAACAAAGAAGGGAUUUCUUGCAAACUUCACUACUGGCUACCAUCUAGGACCUUGUGCGAUUGACGAGCAUCAGUGUGGUAGCGGGGAUUGUAUACCAUUGCAUAACCUUUGUGACAACCUACCUCAGUGUGAAGAUGGCUCUGAUGAAGCAAAGUGCGUGAGAUUGCUUAAUGGUUCUCUAAGCACUGAAGGGCUGGUGCAGGCCAGGAUUGGGCAGAUGUGGCACCCGGCAUGUGCAGAUGAUUGGAAUGAACAGAUUUCAGACAGUGUUUGCCAGCUGCUGGGGUUAGGGUGA
Messenger RNA from Pelecanus crispus (Dalmatian pelican), 1557 nucleotides. NCBI's taxonomy places the organism in Eukaryota, Metazoa, Chordata, Aves, Pelecaniformes, Pelecanidae. The record is from RefSeq and is a predicted model, not a curated record.